AUGCCAUCAUAUGGCAAGGACGUUGAGGAUGAGCUCACUCUAUGGCUCAACCAGCGAUACUACUCCGACCCGCUUCCGUCUGGUCAUCCAGUGGCGAUCCGGCCGGAGUGGAGGUCGGCUAUCCAGAGUCUCACUCCAAGUUCGAAUGUAUUACGUGACGUCCAAGGCAUGGCACUAGCCAAAGAUGAGCUCCUCAUCAGAAGAUACUCCCCUCUACUCGAGAACCCCUCUGUCAAGCCGUUACUCGUCUCUGGGAGCUCCAUCGACCCCUUCCUCAGCUUUGUAUAUGUAGCCAUGACAAGAUCUGCUAGCGAGAAUGCUGUCAUCGAAGGUCGGGUUGCGAAUUUCAUUGUAGCUGCAUUGAGAAUAGUUGGCAUUUUAUGGGCCGCUGGUGUGAACUGUGUCGAUGCUUGGUUCCCUCCAGAGUCCCGCCAUCGUAUCAGAGACGACUUCAUAGCAUCAGGAAGGCUUCCUUUCGGGGAGGGCGAGGAUCUGGUCAAGCGAGAGCUCGAGAGUACUGAGCGUGCGGCUGAGCUCGAGAAGAUGUACCGAGAACAACAGAAGGAGCAAAACAAACACGAACAGCGCAGAAUAGAGUUCCCAUAG
This is a messenger RNA of Perkinsus marinus ATCC 50983, 606 nucleotides long. RefSeq lists its product as hypothetical. Lineage: Eukaryota; Perkinsozoa; Perkinsida; Perkinsidae. The record is from RefSeq and is a predicted model, not a curated record. The coding region runs from base 1 to 606 and encodes 201 amino acids. The transcript has 5 exons.